CGAGCUGACGACUGUAUUGGCGUGGUGCACAAAAACAGAGCAAAAAUAUCUGCCGCACGGUACGACUUGUACUCUUCCUUUGCCAAAAAUAUGUUUCACUACACACCUCAAUUGAAGUUGGCAAUAGCAUUGUCAGUGUUCAUAUCGCUUUUCGGGUUCACCUUAGCUGAUUACCCACAUGAGUUCACCGCCCAGGUUCAAUCUUAUCCGAACAUUAUGCGGGAAAGUGCGCAGUGCUUGCCACUUAAAGGACUGUACGACCACGAUCAGACCUUUGUCUGCGAUCCGGAUCGUCUUUUAACCGUGGAUCAAAUCAAUCAUUUGAAUUCGAUGCUGAAAGAAUUCCGCAAUUUGCGAAGUCGUGAUGAAUCCAUGUGCAGUCCGCACAGUCCACAUCCUGUGAUCGCACUGGCCUUGGUAAACAAACUGAAGGUCGGAAAUGAAAACCCCGAUCGCCUACUGAGCUAUGCUUCGAUAUUCACUUACUACUUGUUUAACGAGUGGAAUCUUCCAUCUACCUGUCAUACGGGAUCAGACAAGGUUAUCAUAUUCUACUCGAAGGACGAUGGUGUGAUUUACACGUUUGCGGGCAAUUUGUUGGAGCGCAAGCUACCAUCACAACGGAUAAUCGAUUUUGCGGUUGAAUCCCGGAUACAUUUUUCGAAUGGAAUCGCUGCGGGACUUGGAUUCCUAAUUCAAAGAUAUCGCAUGCUUUGCCGCAGUUUCUGUGCGUCCGCCCUUGGUAACAACCCUAAACAUCUCAGUCAGUUUUCAAACCCGAAAGCCGGUCUAGUUAGAGGCUUCAAUGUUCGCACACCGAAGCAAGAAGGACAACAGGUGACCCUUAUUCGUACACUGGAUUCCCUCUGCAUUGAUGAACGCUGUCUAUCAGAAACAAUUAAAUUGAUUAUCCCCUUGUUCCCUUCGGGGUCCCAGCUGCGCACAUCUGAUGAUGCAGCUGGAUAUGCUGGGGCGGGUGUUGUACUGAGCGACCGAGCAGAAGCAUCUCUACUUGAAUGGAUAGCGGCUGAUAAUGGCCUCUGCGCGCUUCGUUUGGCAACGUCUGUAAGAGAACCUCGAGAAAAUGAGGUCCAUAGUAACCUGUUUAUUAUGUCUGCUUACACCCAAAACGACUGUAGUCCUGAAUCUGCCAAAAGACUCCUAUGA
Molecule: messenger RNA, 1167 nt
Organism: Opisthorchis viverrini
Lineage: Eukaryota; Metazoa; Platyhelminthes; Trematoda; Opisthorchiida; Opisthorchiidae
Exons: 5
Coding region: 91-1167 (358 amino acids)
Cellular component (GO): acetylcholine-gated channel complex
Source: RefSeq, a predicted model, not a curated record